Molecule: messenger RNA, 5775 nt
Organism: Plasmodium gallinaceum
Lineage: Eukaryota; Apicomplexa; Aconoidasida; Haemosporida; Plasmodiidae
Gene: CCR4
Product: carbon catabolite repressor protein 4, putative
Exons: 2
Coding region: 1-5775 (1924 amino acids)
Biological process (GO): nuclear-transcribed mRNA poly(A) tail shortening
Cellular component (GO): cytoplasm; nucleus; CCR4-NOT complex
Molecular function (GO): poly(A)-specific ribonuclease activity
Source: RefSeq, a predicted model, not a curated record
AUGGAUAAUUUUACUAAAGGAAAUUUUCCUUUUUAUAAGAAAAAUAAAAGUAAUGAAAGUCAACCCAGCUACAAAUAUGAAGCUAUAAGAUUUAACAAAAAUGACGAAAAAAAAAAUAAAAAAACUAUGGAAAACAAUAAAGAUAUAGAAACGUAUAAAAGUUGUUUUAAAAUAAAAAAUGAAAAUAUGAACAAUUAUAUAAUUGAUUCUUUAAAUGAUUUAGAAAAAAAUUACCCAGUUAACAAAAAAUAUUAUAACACUGACAUUCAUAAUGAAACAAACAUAGAAAAUGUGAAUAAUGUUAUUGGCGAAAAAGGUGUAGAAAAUAAGGAUUUUAAAAAAGCAAAUAAAGUUAUAAAAGUUAAAAUCGAAGAUAAAAAAAAUGAAAACAUAAAAGAUAUAAACAGAAAUAUUCAAUAUAAAAAUAAAUUUAAUAAAAAUAAAAAAAGUGUAAAAGAGGAUAACAAAAACAAUAUAUCAAAAGAUAUAAAAAUCAGAAAAAGUAAUAUUUUAGAAUUAAAUAAACUAUUAAAAGAAAAUUUAAGAAUUGAAGAAAAUAUAAAAAAAAAAAAAGAUAUAGAAGAAGAUGAAAAGAAAGAAAGUCAAGAAGAGCAGCAACAACAGCAAUAUGAAGAAAAAGAAAAAGAAAUGAAAAAAGAAAAAAAUAAAGAAGAAAAAGAAAGAGAAAUGAAAAAAGAAAAAAAUAAAGAAGAAAAAGAAAGAGAAAUGAAAAAGGAAAAAAAUAAAGAAGAAAAAGAAAAAAAAAAAGAAAAGGAUAAGGAUAAGGAAAAGGAAAAAAAAAAGGAAAAAGGGAAAAAGAAAAAUAAAGAUAAAAAUAAAGAUAAAUUAAAGAAUAAAGAAAAGGAUAAAGAAAAAAUUGUUGAAAAGAACAAAGUCAAAGAUAGUGAAAUAACUGAAGAUAAAGACCACAGUAAAAAUAAAGAAGACAUUGAUAAUGUUGGAGAUAAAAAUGCUACAAAAUCGAAAAAGUCAAAAAAUAGGAAAAAUGAUAUUAUACAAGACAAAAAAAAUAAUAAAAAUGAUGUUAUACAAGAAAAAACAAAUAAUAAAACUGAUAUUUGUGUAAAUUAUUUGAACUCUUUUACAGAAAAAGAUUUUGAUCUUAAAAAAAAAAAAAAUAAUCAAUUAGAAAACAGCAUGAAAAACGGAAACAAUGAUAAUUCAACCAUUUCUUCAGAAAAAAAUAAUUAUAAUUAUAAUAGUAAAAAUGAUAAUGAGAAUUCAAAUGAAUAUAUAAAAUCAUAUUUAAGUAGAAAUAAUAUUGAACUUCAUUGUGACAAUAAAUAUUUAAAAGAAACAAAAAACAUUAAAAAUUAUAGUUAUAAUAAUAAAGAAUUAAGAAGUGAUAUAUUGAAAAUAAAUAAUAACCAUAUUAUGAGUAAGUCACACUUAAAUAAAAGUUUAUCAAAAAUGCAAGAUAAUGAAAACUACAAUUUUAAUGAAUUAGGUAAUACAUUUGAUAAGCAUAACCUUGAUAAUAUUUUUGAUGAAGAUGGUGAUGAUGCAAAUAGUAGUUAUAUAAAUAAAAUUACUAAUAACAAAAAAGAGUAUAAAAAUGUUUUUAAAGAAAAUUUUAUUUCAAGGAAUAACAUAGUUAGUAAUCAAAGAAAUAUUAAUAUCCCAAUUAAUUUAACCAAUAAAAAUAACCAUAUGAAUGAAGAUAAUUAUAAUAAAAGUAGUGAUAUUACUACUACUAAUAAUAAUAGUAUAAUUAACGACAGUAUUCAUAAUAAAUUUAUAAAUAAUAAUAAUUUACAAGAGUUUAGUAAAAUUAAUUUUAAUGAUGAAGAUUCUAAUAAAAAUAGUCAUAUUAACAUUUUAAAGAAUAAUAAUACUAAUAAAAAUAUUUUAAUUAGUAAGAAUAUUAAUAAUAUAAAUAAUAUUUUAAACGAUGAAAAUAAUAUUUUAAAUAAUAGAAAUUAUAGUAAUAUAAAUAAUAUGUUAAGUAAUAAUAAUAUGAAUAUUAUUUUAAAUGGAGAUAAUAUUAACAUUUUAAAUAAUAAUAAUAAUGAUUAUAAUAAUAUAAAUAAUAUUUUAAAUAAUAAAAGGAGUGCAAAUGUUACUAAUGUUUUAAAUAAUAGUAAUAAUCACAUUAAUAAUAUUAUGAAUACUCACAAUUAUAUGAAUAAUACUUUAAUAUAUAAUUCAAGCAAUAGAAUAUAUAAUGAAAAAGUUAGUAGUGUGAAUAAUUUUUCAAAUCAAAGCUUAGAUAAUUUUUCGAAUCAAAAUAACAAUAAAUUUUCUACUAAAAGCAUUGGUAAUUUUUCAAAUAGUUAUUUAAAUAGUAUUCCACGUAGUUUUAUAAAUAACGGUGUAAAUAAUCCUUUAAACUACAAUAGAAGCACACUUCCAUUGAAUAACACAGAUAAUUUUUCUAAUAAUUUUAAUAAUUCAUCAGACUUAUUAAACAACAUAUUGAGUAAUAGUAAAACUAAUAUGAUUUUUAACAAUGUAAAUAAUAAUACUAUGAGUAAUUACAAAAAUAAUACAUUAGUAAAUGAUACAAAUAAUAGUUUUAAUAAUAUGGAAAAUGUUUUAAGUAAUAUUAAUAACAUAAAGAGGAACAAAAAUGGAGAAACAGUAGGAAAUAAAUACAAAUGUGAAAUAACUCCAUUAAAAGAAAAUAAUUUAAGUAUUUUAGAUAAAAAUGAUAAUAUAACUUCAUUUUAUGAUAAUGCUAAUAAUAAUGAUAAAAAUGAGUUAACGAAAUUAAUAGAAAAGACUGAUUCAAAGAAAAUCAUCGUAGAGAAUAAAUAUGAUCUUAAAAAAUUGAAAUUAAAUAAUAGUAAAAACAAUCCUUUAGAAAAAAAGAAAAAAGAUUAUUUAGCUGAAAUAAUAAGAUGUGAACUAAUAUGGGGACCUACAAAAAAUAAAGAGCCAAUUACACCUGUAGAAAGUUGUGAGUUACAUCCAGUUGUAAUAAUAAAAGACAAAUUUGGGCAUUUAUAUGAUGAUGAUGAAGAUAAUGAAAACAAUCCUAUUGGAAAAACAGUAAACAUUUUUUACAGGUGGAGUAGAGGACCACCUAGAACUGUAUGUUUUUUUCAUCCACAGAAAAUUGCAUGUUUACAAUGUACUGUAACAUUUAGAUGUUUUUGUUCUUAUGAAUGUUUUAUGAAAGGUUUCAACCAUUUACAUAAAUAUUACAGAAGUAAUGGAUCUUUUAAUAUUCCUUCACAUCCCAAUUUGCACACAUAUGGAGUACCUUGCUCUCCAUUUGAUUGGGAUAAUUAUGAAAAAAAUAUUGAAUUUGAUGAAAAGCAUUAUAAUUCUUUAAUUCGAUCUGGAUUACUAAAUGCACCAGAUAAAGAAGUAUGGGAAACAAUUCAUAAUGAAAGAAAUUAUAUACCAUGUAAAAAGGACAUAGGUCAUCAAUUAAUGCUAGAAACAAUGUUGCUUGAUAAAAAUAGUGUAUCAUCUGAUGAUUUUAGUUCAUCCAUUAAUAAUAAUGAAUCGAAUGAAAAUAGUGAUUAUAAUGCAUCAUCUAUUGAUGAUGAUAUUGCACAAAAUAACCAAAAUAAAAUUUCAUCAGUUAGAUAUGUGGAUGUUCAACAAAAUACUUCUAAUAAUAUUCUUUUAAAUAAUUACAAUGAUAUUCAAUAUGAUACUCAUAAUAAUACGCAUUUGAGUAAAUAUAACAAUAGUUCCCAUAUAUAUAACAAUUGUAAUAAUGGUAACAACAACAUAAACAGCUCUGAUUUAAACAACUCUAAUAAUAGUUUUUAUAAUAUUUUUGAUAUUGAUAAUAAUGCUAAUAAUUUAAGUUUUCCUAUUAAUGAUACAAAUUAUAUUAUCUUAAAUAAUACUUUUAAUUUAUGCAACAAUAUUAAUAAUGUACAGUCAAAUGAUAUGAAAAACUGCAAUGGAAGGUAUUUUUCUGAAAAUGUAGAUUAUUCAAGGAAUAAUUAUAGACAUAAUACAAAUAAUUUAAAGAAAUUAGUUGAUAAAAGAGGAGAUGGAUUCGAAGUUACAUAUACUAAUUUAGACAACGUAAAUUUUGAUAUCAAUAAUAAUAGUGUUGUAAAUAAUAAUACCUUCAUUGCGUCCAACAAUAAUUAUAUUAAUAACAAAUAUAUGAAUAAUUUAAAUUAUCAGAAUGAAAACAAUAUAAAAAAUGAUAUGAAUUUUUUAAACAAUAUAAAUAUACAAUCUCAGAAAUUGUACAAUGAAUUUAACUAUUCAAAUAAAGAUAUAAAUAUACCUUCAAACAAUUUAACCCAAAUUUCAAAUAAUAUGAAUGAUAAGUUAAACAAUGAAAUCAAUGAAGUAAGAAAUAUAAAUAAUAAAAUAGAUGCUUUAAAUGUGGAACCAAAAAAUAUAUUCAACAAUCCAUUAAAUAACGAGAAUACACAUUUUCCAAUUAUGAAUCAUAAUUCAAGCACAAACAAAAUAAAAGCAAUUAGUGAUGAGACAACAAGCAAUCUAAAUAUAGUAGAAAAAAAGACUUUAUUAAAAAAAAAAAAAAAAAAAAGGAAGAAAAAAAUUUAUGUUUUAGAUGAUGAAAUAUGGAAUAGUAUUAAAGACCCUAAUAUUUAUCAUAAAAUAAUUACGGGAUGUUGUAUACCAAAUUUAACUAUAUUUCCUAAUUAUAAUAUAACAUGUUUUAAAAAUUCUAAUUUAUCAAAUCCUCACAAUCAAUUUACUAUAAUGACAUGGAAUGUCUUAGCAGAAAUAUAUGGAACUAUAGAAGCCUUUCCUCAUUGUGAUCCAUACAUGUUAGCUUGGUCAUAUAGAAAAACAAAAAUUAUUCAAGAAAUCUUAAACAAUAAUCCAGAUAUUGUUUGUCUUCAGGAAAUUCAAAAUGAACACUUUUUAGAUUUCUUCAAACCAUCACUAGGUGAAUUUGGUUAUGAAGGUGUUUAUAAACAGAAAACAAAAGAAAUAUUUACAUCCCCAUCAGGAAAAAGAAGAGGAGGAAAGUAUACUAUAGAUGGAUGCGCAAUUUUUUAUAAUAAAAAAAAACUAAAAUUUGUUGAAACUUAUGCUCUUGAAUUUAGCAAACUUAUUAAAGAAGCAUCAGUUCUAACACUACCAAAAGAAAUACAAAAAAAUCCAUCUAUAGUUAAAAGACUUUUAAAAGAUAAUGUAGCAUUAGUAUUAUUAUUAGAAUAUAUUCAACAAUAUUCUAAAAUGUAUGAUAAACAAGAAGAAAAACAGAAUAAAAAAUUAAUAAUUGUUGCCAAUACACAUAUAGUUGCUAAUCCAGAAGCAAAUUAUGUAAAAAUAUGGCAAGCACAGAUUCUUGUUAAAGUCAUUGAAUAUUUAAAAAUAAAUUUUAUUAAAAAAUAUGAAACAAUUCCCAGUUUAAUAAUAUGUGGAGAUUUUAAUAGUACUCCAUCAAGUGCAGUUUAUCAAUUAAUUUAUAAAAAAACAUGUAGCAGAAAUCAUGAAGAUUUUAAUUCAGAUAAAUAUAGCUUACUAACAGAUCUUCAAUUAGGGCAUAAUUUAAAUCUGAAAUCAGCCUAUGCUAUAUCAAAACUCUUAUCGCAAAAAUUAAAUCCAGAUGAUUAUAAUAAUUUAGAGGUGUUUGAACCAUUAUUUACUAAUUAUACUGGUAAUUUUAUUGGAUGUUUAGAUUAUAUUUUUUAUAAUGAUGAAAAUUUAAAUAUUAUAUCAACAGUAAAUAUAGCUGACGAAAACCAGCUAAUGCAGGAAGCUCAAUUAUAUCAACUCUCAAACUGUGCUUUACCUAGUCCAAUAAGACCAUCAGAUCAUUUACCUUUAAUAGCUAAAUUCGAAUUUAAAAUAUUUUAA